Gordionus sp. m RMFG-2023 is the source of this 1396-nucleotide messenger RNA. RefSeq names its product potassium channel subfamily K member 1-like. Gene Ontology annotation, biological process: stabilization of membrane potential; potassium ion transmembrane transport. The transcript is spliced from 6 exons. The record is from RefSeq and is a predicted model, not a curated record. Lineage: Eukaryota; Metazoa; Nematomorpha; Gordioida; Chordodea; Parachordodidae. Gene Ontology annotation, molecular function: potassium ion leak channel activity; outward rectifier potassium channel activity. The coding region runs from base 115 to 1083 and encodes 322 amino acids. Gene Ontology annotation, cellular component: plasma membrane.
GUAUAUAUAUUUGAAAUUUUAAAAUAAAAUUAUAUAAAAUCAUUAUAAAAUUUUUAAAACCUUUUUUCGUUGUUUUUGAGAAAACCAAAGAAAUAUAGUAAGAUAUUAUUAAAAAUGGCGCGAAUGAGAAAAAGUUCUGUCAAACUCCUGAUAGCUAUAGUAUUCUAUUUCUGUUUUCUUCUUCUGGGCGCUGCGAUAUUCCUGAGGAUCGAGAGGCCCAAGGAAGAAAGAGCUCAACAUGCUCUCAAAAUGACUUAUCAAGAAUUUCUGGCGGAGCAUAAACAGUGUGUUGCUGCAUACGAGUUAGAUGAUUUCAUAAAAACGAUUAGCGACGCUGGAGACCGGGGCAUAAAGGAAUCCUUAUACGACGAGGUCAAGUAUCUGCCAAGUUGGGACUUCGGUCAGGCCAUUUUCUUUGCCGCUACAACCCUGACCACCAUAGGUUAUGGGCACGUUUCAAAACUUUCUAAUUGGGGUAAAGUGUUUUGCAUCAUAUACGUACUGAUAGGUAUACCAUACACCCUGAUACUGUUGACAGCCAUACUAGAGAGACUAGGACACGUGUCAAAUAAGUUAUUAAAAUGGGUAAAUAACAGGUAUGGGAAUCGUUAUACCCCUUUCAAGAUUAGGUUGAUUCACUUGGGGUCGAUGGUAUUCUUGCUAGUAUUGUUUUUCUUCGUUAUUCCUUCCCUCGUCUUUGCUGCCAUUGAACCAUUCUGGAAUUUCUUGGAUUCCUUUUACUACUGUUUCAUAUCAUUCACUACGAUUGGUUAUGGAGAUUACGUUCCUGGGGAAGCUAGGGGACAAAAACUUAGAGCCAUAUAUAAAAUUGCAGUGACAAUCUUCUUAUUGGUGGGUUUGUUAUUUAUGGCAUUGCUCUUAACUAUUGCCUACGAGAUACCCCAGCUAAAUCUGAGUCACAUGUUGAUGGAGGGCUCGGAUGACGAUUCGAGUGAGAGAUCCACUUUAAAUCCAAAUUCCAUGAAUGAAACAGAGCCCAAAUAUGUAAGACACGUGGACGAAGUUGAAAGCCCAACCAAUCAAUCUCCUUUUAAGGACGAUAUAAGACAACUCCAUCCUUAGACUAUAAAAAACAAAAUAAUUAUUUCAUAUUUUCAUUGCCCCAAAUCCUAAUAUUUUUGUGGUUUUUUUUUAACUAACAUUACUUUGAAAUAUUUUAUUUAAAAUUAAUAAUUUUCAAAAAAAAAAAUUAAAAAAUUUUUUUUUAAGUGAGGUUAUAACUGUAAUCGCUUAAAAAAAAUUUCUAUACCUGUUUAUAUUUUUAAUUUGUAAUAUUUUUCAUUUCUUCUCUCAAGUGUAAUUACUUUUUUUGUAUGAAAAUUUUUUUAAAAUUAAUAUUAUUUUUUUGAAAAAAAAAGUUUUAAAAGUAGAACAA